This is a messenger RNA of Coniosporium apollinis CBS 100218, 342 nucleotides long. RefSeq lists its product as uncharacterized. Bases 1 to 342 code for a protein of 113 amino acids. The transcript has a single exon. The record is from RefSeq and is a predicted model, not a curated record. NCBI's taxonomy places the organism in Eukaryota, Fungi, Ascomycota, Dothideomycetes.
AUGUCUCUCAAUGGCCUUUCAGAAAACGUCUUCCUCCUGGAGAAAUUCACCAAGACCCCCGAUAUCCCUCAUGACAAUCCGAUUCCUGCCCGACUUCUCCAAUGUCAUCCCCUUCGAACACUGAAACUAGAGCAUGAGCAGAGCAUCGUCAGCGCACUCUCCUUCUUGUCGUCUUACACGGACGAUUGCUACAAAGUCUCCGCGAUCUGUGUCGAAGAAAUGCCUGAUGGCCGCGGCCUUUUCAUCAGCAUUGCUGCAAACAGCGGAGAACUCAGAAAGAUGAAAGCAGGACUGGAGAGACUUGCAAAAAUCUUGAUGGACGAAGCAAAAGAUGGUUCGUGA